Trypanosoma cruzi is the source of this 1095-nucleotide messenger RNA. RefSeq lists its product as uncharacterized. Lineage: Eukaryota; Euglenozoa; Kinetoplastea; Trypanosomatida; Trypanosomatidae. The transcript has a single exon. Bases 1 to 1095 code for a protein of 364 amino acids. The record is from RefSeq and is a predicted model, not a curated record.
AUGAGUAGGGCGCCACGCAACGGAAUCGCCUUGCAGCGGCAUGCCACGUUGGAUAGAGGCGCGCCGUACCAACGACAGCGUCUCCCACCCGCUCCUCACAGCAGCGGCAUGUCGUUAACUGCGAGCGAAAACAACAGCCGUGGCCCCAGGCGUCUGACGUUUAACAACUUUGCCACAUUCAACGCACGAGAGAAGAAGUUACCGCCCGAUGCAAAUGCGAGGGCUGCCCCCAACACAAAGCUCUGGCAGCUACAGGAGCGAGCUUCAUUUUACUGCCAUAAAUGUCGAAGGGACAACAUCAUCUCGGACACCAUCGCCGUGGAUGCGGUGCACCAAUUGAUGCUUUGCACACGGUGCUUUAUUCGUAUUAUUCGACCUCGUUCUUACCGUCCAAGCCGUGUUGUGCCUUUUCCAUCCCUUCUUUCGUGGCUAAAUUACAAGCCCUCGAAGGUGAUGGAGAUGUCUGAAGACAUCGCCAGCCGCCCCGCCGAGGCCGUGGCGCCGUCAGGCGAGCGCGUCGCCAACCCAACCCUCGGUGGUGGUGAUCGGCCCACACACAUUCAAAAUCUCCCCGCUAUAGCAAUGAAAACAAUUCCCUCUGUACGUGGCGAUGUAGCGCCGACUGACAGAGGCCCAACAUUGGCCCGGCAGCAGGAUGAGAUCCAUCCAUGUUGCCGCGUGUGGGGACGUUGUAUACACGGUGAGACUUGCUUGUUUCGUCGUGCGCCUUACGAUUUAUGUCUUGGCUUUUUGAUGGGUUUGUGCCUUGGUGACGAGGAGAAAUGCCGGUUUUUACACCAGCAUGUUUUCAGUCUGCCGAAUGCGGCUGAUCCGGUGCCUGCGGAACGUCGAGCGGAGGAUUUGGAAGACGCGGAGAGUGCGUGGGGCAAAUGGAUUGCACGCCGGAAGAAUAGUCCGAAUUCGGCAGAGUGGCAGCUGUGGCACAACGGGCCGGUGCAGGACCUCCUCGACGCGUACGCCCCCGUGACAUCUGAGAAGGAGGAGGAACAAAAAGAAGCACGGAGCGGUGGGAAACCGGCUAUCAAACUCAACUUCGCUGACAUUUCUGCGGCCCUUCAGGGGCUUAAGCAAUAA